AUGGCUGAGGACCUGCAGAUCUAUAAUCUGUUUCCAGCCCUUGGAUUUCUCUUCAAGAAUUACAAGACUGUUCUUCAAAACAGGGAUGAGUUUCAUGCUUUUACACAGGUUAUUUUCAAAGAACACCUCAAAAAGCUGGACAAAAAUGACCAGCGAAGCCUUAUUGAGGUAUUCUUCGUAAGACAGAAGGAGGAGAAAAGCGGCACCAAUGGCUAUUUCCAUAAUGAAAAUUUAAAAAACCUUGUAUUAAACUUGUUUAGUGCUGGAACGGAAGCCACUUCCACCACACUGCGCUGGGGCCUUCUCCUAAUGAUGAAUGACCCUGAAAUUCAGCAAAAAGUUCAGAAUGAGAUAGCGACAGUUUUAGGUUCAAACCUACCAUGUGGUGAACAUCGCACUAAGAUGCCUUACACAAAUACAGUUGUCCAUGAAAUUCAGAGGUUUGCUAAUAUUGUGUCAAUGAAUGGACCUCAUUCCGCUACCAUGGAUGUCACUCUCAAGGGCUACUUCAUUCCAAAGGGAACUUACAUCAUCCCCUUCCUGGGCUCAGUGCUACAAGACAAAUCUCAGUGGGAGAAGCCAGGUGAUUUCUAUCCUGAGCAUUUUCUUGACCCUGAAGGAAAGUUUGUGAAGAAGGAAGCCUUCAUGCCAUUCUCAGCAGGUCGGAGGAUGUGUGCAGGCGAGACUCUUGCCAAAAUGGAGCUCUUCCUCUUCUUCACAAGCCUCCUCCAGAGGUUCACGUUUCACCCGGCCCCUGGUGUUUCCAGAUCAGAGCUGGAUCUCACCCCAGCCAUUGGCCUUACUGCACCCCCAAUGCUCCAUCAGAUCUGUGCAGUGCCACGGGUUUAG
Molecule: messenger RNA, 849 nt
Organism: Alligator sinensis (Chinese alligator)
Lineage: Eukaryota; Metazoa; Chordata; Crocodylia; Alligatoridae
Product: cytochrome P450 2K6-like
Exons: 6
Coding region: 1-849 (282 amino acids)
Biological process (GO): xenobiotic metabolic process
Cellular component (GO): intracellular membrane-bounded organelle; cytoplasm
Molecular function (GO): oxidoreductase activity, acting on paired donors, with incorporation or reduction of molecular oxygen, reduced flavin or flavoprotein as one donor, and incorporation of one atom of oxygen; iron ion binding; heme binding
Source: RefSeq, a predicted model, not a curated record